ACACGGCCAGGGAAAGGCUGUCCCACACCUGUUCCGCACAGCCGAGGAAAGGCUGUCCCAGCUCCUCACCCACACAGCCAGGAAGAGGCUGAUCCUCACCUGAUUCGCACAGCCAGGGAAAGGCUGUCCAAAACCUCAUCAGCACAGCCAGGGAAAGGCUGUCCCACACCCGAUCCGCACAGCCAGGGAAAGGCUGUCCCGCCGGGACAGAUCCCGGCCAUGCUCGCCGCGUUGGUGGUGCUGUGUCAGCUGCGUGUGGCCGUGCUCGCCUUUCCUCACUGCCCUGGCAGAUCAAAGGACUCGGAGAAACCGGAAUGGAAAAGUGUGUUCACAUCUGCAAGGGAGGCCAAUUUAUUCAUUGGACGACAUCUUCUGAACAACAGAUUUGAUUUUGAAGCAUUCACAGCUGAUAACCUGGAAAGGGAAUGCAAUGAAGAACUGUGCAAUUAUGAAGAAGCAAGAGAAAUUUUUGAAGACCCUGAUAAAACGAUGGUUUUUUGGAGAGACUAUUCAAUUAAAGGCCCUAACAUAAAAUUAGGUGAUGAGGCACUGCAGAAGAUUAAUGUCACAGGGCUGCUCAUCAGCCUGGUUGCUGCUGGAGGGCUGUUGGUUAUAAUUGGACUGAUUGUCUUCUACUGCUGCAAGAGCAGAUGCAAAUCAAGGCAGCCACCAGGGUACAUGGGGUAUGUGAGGAGCAGAAGAAGGAAUUCAGCCAACAUCUUCAGGAGGCACGAGGAGUUCUCCUUGAGCCCCCUUCCCGGGGACCCGGAGCUGCCCACCUACGAGCAGGCAGUGGUCUCUGAUGGCCAGCACGCCGUGCCCCCACCCCCUUACCCAGGGCCCCCCAGGCACCCCCGGCUCUUCAGAAAGUCCAUGUCCCUCCCUGGCCCCUAGGCAGCACCUGCUGCUGGGCUCGGGGCGGGAUGCUGGAACGUAACAUGCUUUUGAAAAAAGUGCGCGCUUUCCUUGCAUAUUGCAAGAUGAUUUACAGAAAUGUGAAAGAUCUUCUGGACGACGAGGGAGGAGCGAAGUUCCCGUUUGGGAAAAGAGGGCACCUGGCACAAAGGCUGCAGGACUGUUCAUUGCACAAAGGCACUGGGCCAAGAGGAGAGAAUGCAGAAAGAGCAAGUCUUGCACUGCUGCCCUCUUCCUUAUGAGCCUUCCCAUCAAACUAUUGAUGUUUCAUUAAUAGUUUCAUCUUCUUUUUCUUCAGAAAGAACAGUAUUUUAAUUGCUCAUAUUGACACUAGCUAUUUUUUGUGACUUAAUAUUUUAAACCACCAUAGGAAGUCUACUUUGUUGUUUGACAUAUUCACUUCUUUGCUAGGUGAAUUUUUUAUUCAUUCUUGUAAUGGACUUGAGUGCAAAAAUUAUUUCAUGGCUUGAUCUGUCAAAAAAUAUA
Molecule: messenger RNA, 1401 nt
Organism: Zonotrichia albicollis (white-throated sparrow)
Lineage: Eukaryota; Metazoa; Chordata; Aves; Passeriformes; Passerellidae
Gene: PRRG4
Product: proline rich and Gla domain 4
Cellular component (GO): extracellular region; plasma membrane
Molecular function (GO): calcium ion binding
Source: RefSeq, a predicted model, not a curated record